AUGUAUAUUCACGUUCUCACCCCCCAUCAGCCAGUCCUCUCAAGAAAGCAAGAGGCUAUUCUCUUCUUAUUCACCCUUUCGACCUCAAGUAUUCACACGCAAUCCGCAUUCCAGAUCCCCGCUUUGGCAAAUAGCAAGCCUCAUUUGCGAACACAGGCAAACACGCCUCCGCUUGAUCACCCUGCACAUGGUGGUGAAGCAGCGACGACUAAUGCAGAUCUUCUCAGAGACUUUCGGUCUCGGAGAGGGAUGUCUUAUUUGACGGAAUCUCUGCUUAUCCGAGAUACGCUGUAUUUAAUGCAAGGUAUAUCGGGAAAGUACAUUCGUUUUGCGUCUUCAGAAACAGCCGACAAGACUUUGGUGUUCCCUACCGAUCAGAAAUUUGUUAUCCCUCCAUCAACGCAAGCUCUUAUCCACAGACUCGCGGAGCUUGGCUACCUUUAUAGCCGCGUGGAAAGCUUCGUUCGAGAGCGUGAAGGUGCAGACGGUGUUGGAAUGAUCGAACAAAGUCUCUGCCAUUAUCUACAGACUCAGCUCACCGAAUACUAUCGCCUAAUCGCGGUGCUGGAGACCCAAAUGUCAACAUGCAGAAACGAGACAACUGAACUUCCCAGAAGCCAGGAAACCGGGCUAUCUUUAAGACGAUUGGAUGUCUGGGUGAACGACUGGCGUCUGAGAAUGAGGAUGAUGAGCGUUUGCGUGGAGGGUGCUCGAGAUGCUCACGGGGGAGCUUUAGUAAAUCUGAUACACAGCUACACAGACAACGGAGAUCCGUUUGUGCGGAAGUUUACCGACGAGCUUCUAGAAGAAGUAUCUCGCCCAUUUUUUGCCACUCUCCAUAAAUGGUUAUUUUCUGGAGAGCUCUAUGAUCCAUUCGAGGAAUUUUUCGUUUCGUCGGGUUCAAGUCUAGGGCAUGUCGCCUACGUUCACCCUUCGUCUAUACCUGGGGGCAUAAACAAUCAUGUCACCGAUGGGGGUUUCGGAGGUGCAUUCAACCCCGACAAUGAUGAUGAUUUGGGCCUUCGGGAGGAUGGGCAAAAGCUCUGGGAGGCAAAAUAUCAAUUUCGGAAGGACAUGCUCCCCAUGUUUGUUGGAGAGCCCUUCGGAAGAAAGAUUUUUUCGACUGGAAAAAGCUUGAAUUUCAUUCGGUACAGCUGUCUGGAUAGCGACUGGGUGGUCACACGUGAAAAAAUGAGUAACACUGGUGGCAUUCUACAGUACAACGAUAUUGCAGGGUUAGAAAGGUCAAUUGACAGUGCAUAUCAGGUGGCCAGCCAUCGAUUAUUCGAAGUCUUCAUCGAGAAGUUCAAACUUCUUCAUCAUCUCUCUGCCCUGAAAAGCUUCCUUCUCUUGGGCCACGGCGACUUUGCCGAUCAACUCAUGGAGACCUUAGGUCCAAGUCUGGCACGGCCUGCAAAUACCCUGUUUCGGCACAAUCUAACGGCCAAUCUAGAAACAGCCAUACGCUCCUCGAACGCCCAAAAAGAUCCAGUAGACACGCUACGCCGGCUGGAUGCCCGAAUGCUGGAGUACUCUCAUGGCGAAAUCGGUUGGGAUGUGUUCACCCUGGAAUACAAAGUCGACCCUCCUAUCGACACCGUUCUUGACCAGGAAGCAAUGGAAAAAUACUUGAAGUUGUUCAAGCAUCUCUGGCAAAUGAAGAGAAUUGAGAAGACUCUGGACAAAGGAUGGAUGAGAGUAACGGGCAGUGCAAAGAGCUUUCUUCGCCUUCCAGAGUUAGACUUUGAGUGGCACAAAAUCCGUAUAGUAAUGGCUGAGAUGAUACACUUCAUUCGCCAACUCGAGGCAUACUGUCGCUUGGAAGUCAUAGAAUGCUCCUGGAAAGUUCUUAUUGAUUUCUUGAACAAGAAAGAGGGAGACCUGGAUGCACUGAUUGGUGCACAUCGGACUUAUCUGGACAGAAUGACUCAGAAGAUCUUGCUCUGGAAUCCAAAACCAGGCAAGGAGGAACUAGUUUUACGGCAACUUCUAGAUGUAUUCGCUCUCAUCCUGCAAUUCCGCGAUGCGACAGAUAACUUCUACAACUACUGCCUGACGGAGUCAGCCAGGAAGGAUCAAGAAUUGGAUGCAGAGCGGGGGGUCUACACCGGGAAUGCAAAGGGCGACUCUACACAUCCUAGGGAUACCCUACCUACAUUGCUUGAUCGCCUGAAGGAGUAUGGAACUGGCUUUUCAGACAGGGUACAAGCUCUUGUUCUGCAACUUCAAGUACAUCCCGACUUGGACUGCCGGUUCCUUGGAAUUCGACUUUCCUUCUCAGACUACUACAAGUUGAAGAAGGAUCAACAAUCUGUGAAGGCAUAG
Molecule: messenger RNA, 2325 nt
Organism: Cyclocybe aegerita
Lineage: Eukaryota; Fungi; Basidiomycota; Agaricomycetes; Agaricales; Hemipholiotaceae
Source: the annotation of a GenBank genome assembly